Molecule: messenger RNA, 1831 nt
Organism: Emiliania huxleyi CCMP1516
Lineage: Eukaryota; Haptophyta; Isochrysidales; Noelaerhabdaceae
Exons: 5
Coding region: 34-921 (295 amino acids)
Cellular component (GO): cytoplasm
Molecular function (GO): hydrolase activity, acting on ester bonds
Source: RefSeq, a predicted model, not a curated record
GCGGUCAGCGCAAGUGGGCCAGCGUGCUCUUUCAUGCUGCAAGCUCCGCUCUUGCUGCUUGGCCAGAGAACGGUGAGCGUCGGCGAGUCGGGAACGCUGCGGCUCGUGCACGUGUCGGACGCGCACUACCACCCGUUCGCCACAGCCUGCGAAGACGUGCCGCGAGGCGCCGGUCCUUGCACGCACAGGAACACGACGCAGUUCCUCGCCUCGGUGCUGCACGUUGAGCGGCCGGACCUGGUCGCAUUCACUGGCGAUGUCAUCGACGGCGACUCUUCUCCACCGCAGCUCGCAAUGGCGCAGCUGUACGGCGUGGCCGGCGCGCGGCCUUGGGCCGCCUCGCUCGGCAACCACGACGAGGAGUCGACGCUGAGCCGCGACGAGGUGCUCGCGUACGUCACGACGCUGCGCGGCUCGCUGACCGAGCACGGGCCGGUGAAGGGAUCGCCGGGCAACUUUUACCUCGACGUCGUCGCGGCGGGCGCGGCGGCGGCGGGCGAGGCGGCGAUGCCGGCGCAUGUGGCCGCGCCAGACGCGCGGCGUGCGGUGGACGGGGAGAAGGGUGCGCCCGAGCUCAACGCCUCCGGGCGGUCUGAGCCGAGCAAAGAGGGCGAGGCGGCGGGCGGCAAGUUGGUGGUUGCGCGGCUCGUCUUUUUCGACAGCCGGAAGGACCACGUGCGGCAGAUGAUCAGCGACGCCCAGCUCGCCUGGUUUGUCGAGACGGUGGGCUCCUUGCCGCGCGUGCCGACGCUGGCCUUCUACCACAUUCCGCUGCACGAGUACGAGGUCGCCCCGAGCACGAGCCCCGAGAUUGCCCGAGAUCGCGAUGAGCCGAGAGACUCGCCGAGCUUGACCGAGAUCGAGGCGUGCCGAGAUUUGCCGAGAUUUAUCGAGCUCGAGACUCGGCGGCGGUCGCUGUGAGGACGCCCGAGAUCGCCCGAGAUUGCCGUAGAUCGCCCGAUAUCGCCCGAGAUUCAGGCGGCGGUCGCUGCGGGGGUGCCAAUGUCGGGCGAGAUGCGCGAGCCGGUCUGCAGCGACGGGCCGAACCCGCGCGUCUUCCCCGCGCUCAAGGAGGGGGGCGUCGUCGCCGGCUUUUGCGGCCACGACCACACAAACGACUUUUGUGCCGCGUGGCAGGGGGUGCAGCUCUGCUACGAGGGGUCGCCCGGCUUCACCGCAUACGGCAGGUGCGACGACGGCGGGCGGAGCUGCUACAUGCGCCGCGCGCGCGUGACGGAGCUGCAGAUCGACGUGGGGCGGCGCCGCCUCGCCGCCGUGCGGACCUGGAAGCGAGUCGACGCCGGCGGCAGCGUCGCGGCGGCGGCGCGGCUCGACGACGAGUUGCUGUGGACGUCUGCGAACCGGAGCGCCGGCUUGGUGGGCGCGCAGCGCACUGUGUGUGCCUCCCUCGACGUUGGCCCGCGGCGCGACCAGCCGCGCCGCCGCGCCCCUCCUCCCCACCAUUGGACGUUGUUUGAUUGAGACAGUGGCUUAGAAGAGAAUAGAGAUCUGAGUACUGAGAUGCGGCGCGUGCGCAGUCGAUUGGGAGAGUUCGAGAGAUUUUGAGAUUCUUCUCUUCGAUUGGUGGACCGCCGCUCAUAUUGGCAUGGCUGGGGAUAUUGCAGCUAGAAACAAACAGAGCCGCGUACACCGCUCAGAGAUAUUUUCAGAGACAGGGAGAGUUUCCCGAGAUCCCGUUGGCGGCGUUGCCGUUAUCUCAUAAAGCCGCCGUAGUACUUCAUUCAUCAUGGGGCGGUUACACCCCGGCGUCCAGAACGAUGUAGCUCAUGAGUCAUGUGUGUAAAGCCGUACCACGGCUUUACGAAGUGGU